Molecule: messenger RNA, 1176 nt
Organism: Vanessa tameamea
Lineage: Eukaryota; Metazoa; Arthropoda; Insecta; Lepidoptera; Nymphalidae
Exons: 4
Coding region: 1-1035 (344 amino acids)
Source: RefSeq, a predicted model, not a curated record
AUGUCCCAAAACCCCAGCUAUUUUAAUAAUUUUCGAUGCAACUUUACAUUCCAAAGUCAUAUGCCUCUUCGUUAUCCUUUUCCACCCCCUACUCAUAUGCCACCUCCUGAAAUAUCAGAUAAAGAAUUUAUAAGAAAAUUUCAAGAUGCCAUGCCUCCAGCAAAACCAAAGCCAAAGGUGAAUAAAACGAAAAUAUGGAAAAUGAAGGCUGAUGUAAUCCGCCUUCUUGGAGCUCUCCAUGACAUCAAACUUCAAGAAGAAACAUUGUCGACAAAUCAUAGUUUGUCAGAUGAGGAGUGGCAGUCUGCUCUUCAAAAUAUAAAUGUCAAUAAAAAAGUUCUCAAAGAUACAAUCAUAAAAAUAUCCAAGUCUGGUUUAAAUAUUAGCAAGAAACUCGUCUGCAAGAGAAGGGCUAAAAGAUUGCGUUUGAAACGUAAGAAGGAAGAGAUGAAAGAAGAACGGAAGGAAUGGAUCAGACAGAAUAAAGAGAAUUCUCGAAAGAUUGAUGAAAAUUUACAGCAAAUAAAGGAUGCUAUACAGAAAGCCAAGCAGAAAGAAGAAGCGAAGUUUCAAGCCGACAUAGUUUUAAAGGAAGUGCUUAGGAAGAAACAUGAUGCUAAAAAGAGUAUCGUCAAACUCGAGGCUCUCGUGAAGCUCAGAAAAGCAAGAGAGAACACUGCUAAGGGAAAAGGGCAAAUUAUAUCUGAUACUGAGAGUACUACCUUUCAAGAAAAUGUGGACAGACUGAAGUAUCUAUGGGAACACAAAUUGGCAUCAUAUGAAAAGGAGGAAGUUGAAUUGCGUACAAAGCUUGACGAACAAAACGAGAUUGAUAAUGAAUCAGAGAUACAAGCAAGCAACAUGAUGAAAUGGCGAAAGGCAUUAUUUGGUGCAAAAGAUAACCCACAGGUCGACUUUAAUGGAGAUCUUGACCGUUUCAUCGGUGUGAGAGCCGAUUGGGACCAGUUCAUCGAUGAUGGUCCAGAAUCGACCCCUAUCCCCAUCGGCUGGGUGUUUCCUAAUGCGAAAACAUAAUUAGAUAUCAAUUAUGCUUAAACUGCAUUAUUUUGCAUAUAUUUUUUAAAAUUUUCUAUGUAUAAUCUGCAUUUAUGCUUAAAAUAAAAUUUCUAUAAUUAUUCGAUACAAUGGUUUUCCUUUUAAUAAAAGACAAAAUCA